AUGCUUCGGCAGGUAGGCCGCGCCCUGUUCCUUGCGGUACUCAUUCAGUGUGUCAGCCGCACUGCACAAACCACGGCAGAUGUACAGCCCACCCAUACGUGCGAAAGUGGAACGCUGGAAGUUUCGUUGACUCCGCUCGAUCUUUCCGUCAAGUUAGCGUGCUCCAGUGGGUCGGCAAUCUCGGAGGAAUCCGGCAAGGCGUUUGCCUACGUGGACGGGAACUGCGGAAGUGAUGCGAAAGCGUUCGCUGAUUUGCUAGGAAGUCAAGCUGAAGCACAAUUGUUGGACAAGGUACUGACAUUCACGCAACUACCUAUCGAAGCAGGACAAAUUUGUUAUCAGUGCAAGGCAAACCACGUAGUCACUUGCACAGUCGUAAUCAAUGUCCCGAGCGCGGCAAAAAGUUGCAAGCCUUCGGAGGCCGGGGAUCAUGCUUUUAAAGCAGCAGCCGCACAGGAUCUCGAUCUCCAGGUGGAGAACAACGAACCCGUUUUCUUCACCUGUCCUCCUGGCUACAAUCUUGAGCCCACGGAUGAACACCAGGCAUACGUUGGAACAGAUCAAUGCGGUGAUAAUGCGACUCGAAGAGCCGAUGUUCAGCGAAAGGGAGAGAACAACGGUCCUUACUCGUUCCAGCUGGCGGAAAAACCGAAGAAGGAGGAAAUGUUUUGCUACAAAUGCACUAAAAGCAAUCGUGGCACAGGCGAACAGUGCAUGAUCAAAAUCGAAACUGUGACUACAACGACCACAACAGCAAGUGGAUCGUCGACGGAUGAUGAAUCUACGGAUUCUACUGCUUCCGCAGCAGCGACGUUGACUUACGUCACUGGAGUCUUGUGCGUGGCAGUUAUGUGGCUCGAACUCCGCUUUUAA
Molecule: messenger RNA, 873 nt
Organism: Neospora caninum
Lineage: Eukaryota; Apicomplexa; Conoidasida; Eucoccidiorida; Sarcocystidae
Product: SRS domain-containing protein
Exons: 1
Coding region: 1-873 (290 amino acids)
Source: RefSeq, a predicted model, not a curated record